GCGGCUGGACGCAGUUGUUUUGAAAGCAGCGCCUGCGAGCAGCUGAGCACUGCGGUGUUUCUGCACCCGGCAGCCCGUCAACACACUCCUCGGACUUCUCUCGCUUAACGCUCGUUUUCCUCGACGACUCGUCCGCUUUGCAGAUUGAUAUUUCUUCCCACACAUCUCCAGGGAUUUUACACAGAAAUAUAAUCACUAAACGACAGCGUCGCUCGCCUGCUGGGAGGACAGCUGGUGCGGUGAUAACAUCGGGACGGGGGUGUCAGGGAUGCGGCGCAUGCUCUGCAAGUUCAUCUCAUCCCUGCCGGCCGCCGAGCAGCAUCAGCAGCGUCCUGCUCAGAGAAGCCAUCGAGUGGAAAUGUUGUGCAUCUGCAGGGAGCCCUGGCCCUGGAGCUCCGCUGGUCGAGCUGAAGAGGCCUGAGUGCUUUCCACCUCCGGAUUAGAUGGUGGCAGAAGGCAAGUGUGCAUGACGAGAUAAACAUUGGCUGUGCAGCCUGCGCUGCAGAUAAGCAGAAGCUGUGAGUCCACUUUCCCUUUUUUUGGGCCUCUUUUGUGCCAGACUAUAUGUGUGGGAGUAGAUGUACCUAUUAAUAAUACAUGUAAUGGGCAGCAGCCCCUGAACUGUGACUGUAGGAUUGGAACUGGGGCAGUUUAUUCUUCUAACCCCUAAAGAAACGUUUGACUGGAAAUAAUGGCUGACCACGAAGAAGCGGAGUUAUCCGAGUCCCUUCAGAAGGAGGACGAGUUUUCCAGCGAGCUGGAGGAACCAUGUGCGGACUUCCAAUGUAAAAGUUUGCCUAUUUUAAAUGAAGAAGGGCCUCAAGAGGAAACCUUACUGGCUAGUUCUGUGUCCAUAACGGCGGAAGAGAGUGCAGAAUUUAUCCAGCUGCCGGCCAAGAGUGAGUCCUCUCAGCCAGAGCCCCCGACGAGAACAAACUGCCUCCCCAAGGCGGGGAAGUCGGCGCUGAACAGGCCGAGCUCGUACAUGGAGAACACGGAGAUCCGUAGGAGUAAAAACAUGGCGAGAAGGAAGCCCCCGGGGUUUUUCGCUUCAAGGCUGGCUCGCAUUCGUCUGCCCAGAAGGAAGUACCUGAACGUUAUCUUACAGGACUCUCGCUGCUUCCUGUUCUGCAUGUGCUACCUGACGUUCAUCCAGUCGCUCAUGGUGUCAGGUUACCUGAGCAGCGUCAUCACCACCAUCGAGAAGCGGUACAGCCUGAGGAGCUCCGAGUCUGGCCUCCUCGUCAGCUGUUUCGACAUCGGGAGCCUCCUAGUGGUCGUCUUCAUCAGCUACUUUGGUGGGCGGGGCCAGAGGCCUCGCUGGCUGGCGGUGGGCGGAGUUUUCAUCGCUGUGGGCGCCGCCCUCUUCUCCUUACCUCACUUCAUCUCCCCGCCCUACCAGAUCCAGGAGGUCAACUCGUCCGCCGGAAACGAGGGCUUGUGCAGCAACAGCAACGCCAGCGGCAGGGACCGCGUCGACAUCGCGUCCUGUCCCAGAGACCAGGAGGGCAACGAGCACAACCUGUACGUGGCGCUGUUCGUUAUCGCUCAGAUCCUGGUGGGCAUGGGGUCCACGCCCAUCUACACGCUGGGACCCACCUACCUGGACGACAACGUCAAGAAGGAGAACGCCUCGCUGUAUCUAGCCAUCAUGUAUGUGAUGGGAGCACUGGGACCAGCAGCUGGUUACCUUCUGGGAGGCGUCCUCAUCGGCUUUUACGUGGACCCCAAGACCGCCGUCACCAUCGAUCAGAGCGAUCCACGCUUCAUCGGCAACUGGUGGAGCGGGUUCCUGCUGUGCGCGGUGGCCAUGCUGCUGGUCAUCUUCCCCAUGUUCACCUUCCCCAAGAAGCUGCCACCCCGACACAAGAAGAAGAAGAGGAGGAAAAAGGUGAGCAUGGACAACCUGUCCAGCGACGACGACGUCCUCAAGGAGAAGAGCAACAACAACAAGAACCAGGCGGUCACCUCGUCCAUGGGCUUCGGGAGGGACAUCAAAGAUCUGCCUAAAGCAGCAGUGAGGAUCCUCAGCAACGUGACCUUCUUGUUCGUCAGCCUCUCCUACACGGCAGAAAGCGCCAUCGUCACCGCUUUCAUCACCUUCAUCCCCAAGUUCAUCGAGUCUCAGUUUAGCAUCCCGGCAUCCAGCGCCAGCAUCUACACGGGUUUGAUUAUUGUGCCCAGCGCCGGCGUGGGCAUCUUCCUGGGCGGUUACAUCAUUAAGAAGCUGAAGCUGGGCGCUCGCGAGUCAGCAAAGCUGGCUAUGAUCUGCAGCGGAGUCUCCCUGCUCUGCUUCUCCACGCUGUUCAUCGUGGGCUGCGACAGCAUCAACCUGGGAGGAAUCAACAUACCCUACACCACCGGACCGACUCUCACGAUGACCCAGAGGAACCUGACCGGAGGUUGUAAUGUGAACUGCGGCUGUAAAAUCCACGAGUACGCUCCCGUCUGCGGCUCUGAUGGCAUCACGUACUUUAACCCCUGCCUGGCCGGCUGCAGCAGCGUGGCCAACGACAGCACCGGGAUCCGUAACUACUCGGACUGCGCCUGCGUCCAGAGCCGGCAGGUCAUCACGCCGUCGUCCAGCGGUCAGGGCAGCAACUCACAGCUGCAGCUCGUCAUCGUCAAGACCUACCUGAACGAGAACGGCUACGCCGUGUCGGGGAAGUGCGACCGCACCUGCAGCACCCUCAUCCCCUUCCUCAUCUUCCUCUUCAUCGUCACGCUCAUCACGGCCUGCGCACAGCCCUCCGCCAUCAUCGUCACCCUCAGGUCUGUAGCGGAGCAGGAGCGGCCGUUCGCUCUGGGAAUGCAGUUUGUUCUCCUCAGGACUCUCGCCUACAUCCCGACACCCAUUUACUUUGGCGCCGUCAUCGACACCACCUGCAUGUUGUGGCAGCAGGACUGCGGCGUCCACGGCUCCUGCUCGGAGUACGACAUCACCUCCCUGCGCUUCGUCUACUUCGGCCUCGCCGCCAGCCUCAAGUUCUUCGGCUUCUUCUUCAUCUUCCUCACCUGGUACUCCAUCAAGUACAAGGAGGAGCGGGUGGAGCGCUGGCUCAAGCGCCACCUGUCGCCCGUCGACACCGUCGGCAGCCUCGUCUGCCACCCGGGCGGCCACAAGGGCCACGCCCGCACCCGCUCCUGCCCUGUCAACAUCCCCCGAACCGACCCCAACGUUCUGCCUGCUAACGCGCCGCCGCGCGCCGGCCCCCUCAACCGAGGCGUCAGCACCCAGAGUUGCCCCGGGAACGAGCUUAAAGCAGUAACUCCUCCCCCUGCGUCUGCGCCACCACCUGCAGCGCCGCCCGCCCCCGCACCGGCCCGUUCUCUGGAACACGUUUCAGUUCGAGUCUGAGGGGGAGGGGCGGGAAGGGGGCGAUCAAGCAGGUCUCACCCGCUGACAUCUUUUAUUCUGAAAUCCAGUCAGCUGAUCAUCACGUGGAGGUCCUGCGUUCAUCAUUGGCCCGUGAAACUCGUCUGCACCAACUGUGGGUCAAACACCUUCACCUGGGAGUCCUGAUCACUCAGAACAUCCAGAUCUGUGGUCCAAUGAGAAGUUGGACUAUUGUUUGGCUCCUCCCACCCUGGAGCCCCUUUCACAUGAGAAAUCUGCGUGGUCGGUGAAAAUGUUGAAAGCAGUCGGGUGUUUUCUUUGUGAUCCAUCAGCCGGCGGACAAAAGGCUUCGCUUCCCCACUUUGGAUGUAGGAGAGUUCAUCGCUCAAAAACCCCAACCUGCCCCCCCCCCCCCACCCCUCCACCGUCACCUCGGCAAUAUGUGCCUUCUGUCACCGCGGUCCUCACAUGUACAGCACACGUGCAAACACACCGGACGUCCCUCAGACAGACUGUUGGUCCCCCUGUAGGAAAAAGAGUCACCUGACCAGAUACCUCAGCUCCUCUGCUCUCCCCCCCCCCCCCCCCCCCCACGUCUGUGUGCUUCUUCUUCAUUUGUGUUUUUUAUUUCUUCACCGUCAUACAAGUGAUUUUUGUUUCCUGUAUAAUCAGCGCUCUCACAGGAACAAGAACAAAAACAAAAACAAAAACAAAAAAAGAACCCUCUGGAAAUGUGACGCACUGAAGUGUGAAGAAGUGUAAACCGAUGGCAUGGUGCUCUGAAGACGAUGUUUAGUGUCCUUCUUCUUUUCUUCUUGUUGGUCAUUUUUUAAGGUUAAACACUUGAAAAGAACCAACUGGACCAGCGCUCACUGGACCAGCGCUCACUGGACCAGCGCUCACUGGACCAGUGCUCACUGGACCAGCGCUCACUGGGCUCAGCGCUCACUGGACCAGCGCUCACUGGACCAGCGCUCACUGGACCAGCGCUCACUGGGCUCAGCGCUCACUGGGCUCAGCAGCUCGGGACGCACAGAAUGCAUUCCUGUCCGACGCGAGGCCUUUUGUUGCUCCCGACACAAAGACGCGUAGCAUCAUCGCUGGAAGUCGGAUUGUUUUGGCUUUUGCCAGCUUCGUACAAUGCAUCCAUACAUCCGAGCUGUUUCCCUCCUGACUCGGCGCCGUGAUAAGUGGUUUAACCUGAAAAGAACAGGAUUGGCAUUUUUUCCUCCUGACCGCAUUCCCGAGUCACCGGGGGUCGUCCACGCGCCCGGGGGGAUACAGGAAACUAAGCUUAGAGACGUAUUGGAGAUUGGACUUGGGAUAGUGCUACGGUCUGUCUUUCUGACUCGUCACCAGGAUCAACGAGAGACGCUGCCAAACGUUUCCCAACGCUGCCGAACACGCAGGCAGACGAGCGUCUCGUAGAGGUCAUAGUGAGUAGAACAGCUGCUGCUGAACUCUGGGAAGGAUCCUGAGGGGAAAGUUAGUUUCUUGCUAAACAUUUAAACCGUAGUCCCGAUGAUUUCUGGGUAAUGACUGAGUAGGAUUUGCAGUUCUCUUUUUCUCUUUGCAACAUAACAGACGACAGUUUGCGUACGUGCAGCUUAAAGUAAAAGAGAAGGUUGUGAAAAAGUAGAAAUUUAGCAAAAUCACUGGAAAAAGACCUAAAAAGCAACCGUUCACUGUCGAGCUGCAGCUAAUGAAUGUUUCCUUUAUCUAUAAAUCUACUAACUACUCUUCCACUUAGCAAUUACGUGCUGGAUCUUAAGAGAAACCGUCAAAAAGAUGUGAAAACACCCAAAAUCCAAAGAGUUUUCAGUGAGAAACACAGAAAAGCAGCAAACGCUGACGUCGGAGAAGCUCUGACGAUUACAUGUUGAAUGUUUGUGCUUGAUAAUCGCUCCAGCUCUCGAUCAGUCCGGCGUAGCUCCAGCAGUCGUAGUAGUUCAUGUGCA
Cottoperca gobio is the source of this 5295-nucleotide messenger RNA. RefSeq names its product solute carrier organic anion transporter family member 5A1a (gene slco5a1a). Gene Ontology annotation, molecular function: protein binding. The record is from RefSeq and is a predicted model, not a curated record. Gene Ontology annotation, biological process: sodium-independent organic anion transport; transmembrane transport. The transcript has 10 exons. Gene Ontology annotation, cellular component: basolateral plasma membrane. NCBI's taxonomy places the organism in Eukaryota, Metazoa, Chordata, Actinopteri, Perciformes, Bovichtidae. Bases 692 to 3358 code for a protein of 888 amino acids.